AGUGCUGUUCGUGAAAACAGACCAUAGAUGGCUGUAGAGGCUGGUACACACCCGUGCGACUCCGUUCAAGUGUUGCAGGAAGUUGCGCACGACAACUAGCCAGUAGAUAUAAUGGCGCCUCUAGAUUUGGAUAAAUAUGCAGAGAUUGCAAAGCAGUGUAAAUACCUCCCAGAAAAUGACCUCAAGAGGUUAUGUGACUACGUGUGUGACCUGCUGCUGGAGGAGUCCAACGUUCAGCCCGUUUCCACUCCUGUAACAGUAUGCGGUGACAUACAUGGACAGUUUUAUGAUCUUUGUGAACUCUUCCGAACUGGUGGCCAGGUUCCAGACACAAACUACAUAUUUAUGGGAGAUUUUGUCGACAGAGGGUAUUACAGUUUGGAGACGUUCACCUACCUGCUGGUACUGAAAGCCAAAUGGCCCGACCGCAUCACGCUUCUGCGUGGAAACCACGAGAGCAGACAAAUCACCCAAGUUUAUGGUUUUUAUGAUGAGUGCCAGACCAAGUAUGGAAAUGCAAAUGCCUGGCGUUACUGCACCAAGGUGUUUGAUAUGUUAACAGUUGCAGCUCUGAUGGACGAGCAGAUCCUUUGUGUCCAUGGGGGCCUCUCCCCAGACAUAAAAACUCUAGAUCAAAUUCGAACCAUUGAGCGGAACCAGGAGAUCCCCCACAAGGGAGCAUUUUGUGACCUGGUGUGGUCAGAUCCUGAAGACGUGGACACCUGGGCUAUCAGCCCCAGAGGAGCAGGAUGGCUCUUUGGUGCAAAGGUCACAAAUGAGUUUGUUCACAUCAACAACCUGAAGCUGAUCUGCAGGGCACAUCAACUUGUCCAUGAAGGCUACAAGUUCAUGUUUGACGAGAAGCUGGUCACCGUGUGGUCAGCUCCUAACUACUGCUAUCGCUGCGGCAACAUUGCUUCUAUUAUGGUCUUCAAAGAUGCUAACACAAGAGAGCCAAAACUCUUCAGAGCAGUGCCUGACUCUGAAAGGGUCAUUCCACCUCGAACAACAACACCAUAUUUUCUGUGAUAAAAACUGAAAAACUAUAUAUAAAAUUAAAACAAUGCAGCCAUUUGUCCAGUGCACAGAUACUGACUGUUACAGUGGCAUCAGCAGUGAACCCAUUUAGAUUUUGUAUAGUACAUUUAGAGAAUUUACAGUGCAUUUCUUGGUGCCAACUGUCGAUUGUAAUUCCUACUCUGGCUAUUAUUCUUCCACUUAUAUCACAGAUUGCUUGGAGCGAAGUAAGCUGUCUCAACAGUAUCACUGUGCUGUUGAAAUGUUUUAGAGGAAGGAUUGAAAAUGUUCAUAUUGAUAAAUCUCUACUUAACAAUAAAAAUUCACCCUGCUUAGCAAAUUGCAGGUACAGUGUAAUAUACAAUAUGUCAUUUUGUUCUGUUAUAGUAAUGUAUUACAGCUGGAUGUAAGAUAAAGCACUGCACAAAUGUAAUGCAUCUUUUCUGACAAAUGUCACUGCAAUUAUAGACUCAUUGUUAUAAUGUUAACUUGUAUGAUAUAAACCUGAGAUUUAAUGUGUAAAAACCUAUGCUGUUUGUCAAAAAAAAAAAAAGAAAAAAUCAGUAUUGUUAAGCCUGUGGUAUCCUGAGAUAUUAUCUGUGAUUUGGCUUCAGCUCUUGUAAUUAUUAUUUUUCUCUUGGGCACCAUACUGUUUUUAAAUAAAGAAAUCCAAAAAAUCUGAA
Molecule: messenger RNA, 1700 nt
Organism: Acanthopagrus latus (yellowfin seabream)
Lineage: Eukaryota; Metazoa; Chordata; Actinopteri; Spariformes; Sparidae
Product: serine/threonine-protein phosphatase 6 catalytic subunit
Exons: 7
Coding region: 112-1029 (305 amino acids)
Biological process (GO): peptidyl-serine dephosphorylation; G1/S transition of mitotic cell cycle
Cellular component (GO): cytoplasm
Molecular function (GO): protein serine/threonine phosphatase activity
Source: RefSeq, a predicted model, not a curated record